Calypte anna (Anna's hummingbird) is the source of this 1127-nucleotide messenger RNA. RefSeq names its product serine racemase (gene SRR). The transcript has 7 exons. Gene Ontology annotation, molecular function: serine racemase activity; threonine racemase activity; ATP binding. NCBI's taxonomy places the organism in Eukaryota, Metazoa, Chordata, Aves, Apodiformes, Trochilidae. The coding region runs from base 23 to 1033 and encodes 336 amino acids. Gene Ontology annotation, biological process: D-serine biosynthetic process; L-serine metabolic process; pyruvate biosynthetic process. The record is from RefSeq and is a predicted model, not a curated record.
GGGAGGCGGGGACGCCCAGAACAUGGCCGGGCCGUCCAGACCCGGUCUGGUCCAUGUCCGGGAAGCUGCGGGACGGCUGCAGGGCCGGCUCCACUUCACCCCGGUGCUCACUAGCGCGGGCCUAGACCGCCUGGCUGGCAGACGGCUCUUCUUCAAAUGCGAGCUCUUCCAGAAAACCGGGUCGUUCAAGAUCCGUGGUGCCCUGAAUGCCAUCAGGAGUCUUGUUGAGGACAGCAAAAACACUGGAGGGGAGCUGCCCCGCGCCGUUGUGACACACAGCAGUGGGAAUCAUGGCCAGGCGCUUGCCUGUGCCGCACAGGCAGAAGGGAUUCCAGCCUACAUCGUGGUGCCUUGGACAGCCCCAGACUGUAAGCAAGCUGCCAUCCGUGCCUACGGUGCCACACUGGUGCCAUGCGAGCCCAGUGACAAGUCCAGAGCAGAGACAGCAGCUCGUGUAGUCCAGGAGACAGGAGGAGUCAUGGUGCACCCCAACCAGGAGCCAGCAGUGAUCGCAGGGCAGGGCACUAUUGCUCUGGAGGUGCUGGAGCAGGUACCUGACGUAAAUGCAGUGGUGGUUCCUGUUGGAGGUGGAGGAAUGGUUGCAGGAAUCGCAGUUGCCAUCAAGGCUUUGAGACCAGAUGUGAAAGUGUUUGCUGCUGAGCCACGCAAUGCAGAUGACUGUUAUCAGUCCAAGGUAAAAGGGGAGCUGACCCCCAACCCACACCCACCAGACACCAUUGCAGAUGCAGUUAAAACCAGCAUUGGACCAAACACAUGGCCCAUCAUCAGGGAUUUGGUUGAUGAGGUCCUGACAGUCUCAGAGGAAGAAAUCAAGCAAGCCACACGGCUGGUGUGGGAAAGGAUGAAGUUGCUGAUUGAGCCAACAGCGGGUGUGGGAGUGGCAGCUGUGCUCUCGGAGCAGUUCCGGGCAGUCCCCCGGGAUGUGGAGAAUGUUUGUGUCGUGCUGUGUGGGGGAAAUGUGGACCUGAGUUCCCUGACCUGGCUCACAGACCUCCCUGGGAAAGUGGAAUGAGAAUGGAGCCAUGUCCCAAGCAGCAGGAAACCUCACUCUGCAUUUGUACAGUCUGGUUCAUGCACUACUGAAAAAUAAAUUAUCAAACCCCAAA